CGGUGCUGGGAUUCAGACACUAACAAGUGUUCUCACUAGAAAGUAGCCUAGUGGUUUCAGUAGGUGAAGCGUCUUCAUCAACAGGUGACAAACAUGACGGAGCCCACAAAGCACGACAUUUCUACCAUCUUCAAGCGUCUACGCGCCAUUCCAACGAAUAAGGCCUGUUUCGACUGCUUUGCGAAGAACCCAAGCUGGGCUAGCAUCACCUAUGGUGUGUUUCUGUGUAUUGACUGCUCAGGGACGCACCGUUCUCUAGGUGUGCAUCUGACCUUUAUCAGGUCUACUGAACUGGAUUCCAACUGGUCCUGGUUUCAGCUACGUUGCAUGCAAGUUGGGGGGAAUGCCAGCGCUUCUGCCUUUUUUAACCAGCAUGGUUGCACUGCCAGUGAAGCCAAUGCCAAAUAUAACAGCCGUGCAGCUAAGCUUUAUAGAGAGAAGAUCAAGACGUUGGCUACCCACGCCACCAGACAGCAUGGCACUGAGCUCUGGCUGGACAGUCAGGCUCCUCUCUCCCCUACAUCGCCUGAGGACAAGCAGGUAGACUUCUUCAGCCAGCACACACAGAAUGAAGGAAGCUUCUUUCAGGAAAAUCUUAAUCAUCCACAGGAAACAAUCUUGCAAGAUAAUAAUAAUGACAAUCAAGAAGGCCCUUCCGUUGAGCUUCUCAGUGUUUCUCCAAAAGCCGCCCUAGAGCCUUCUCUUAUCAAAAAGAAGCCUGCAGCAGCCAAAAAAGCGCUUGGUGUUAAAAAAGGAGGUCUUGGGGCUCAGAAAGUGAGCAGCCAGAGUUUCUCAGUGCAGGAGAAGAGAGCUCAGGCUGUGGACAAACUACGUGAAGAGUCAGUCACUGAGAAGAGUGCCAAGCCUGAAGAGCCAGUUGUGACGUCUCUGAGGCUGGCCUAUCAGGAUCUGGAGCUCCAGAGAAAGAAAGAUGAGGAGAAGCUGCGAGGGCUCAAGGGCCAAAAGAAGGAGCAGGCAGAGAGGCUGGGGAUGGGUUUCUCCAACAGGAGUGGAGUGUCUCACUCUGUCCUGGCGGACAUGCAGACGAUUCAGCAGGAGACUCCCACUUUGACCCAGUCCUCCUCUCAUUCCAAGAAGUACAGUGACGAUGAUGAUGAAGAAGAGGGAUAUUUUUUCGUUAGAACCUCCUCCAAGUUUACUAAUGAUGCGCCUCAGUCAUCUGACCAGUUCUUCUCCCACUGGGAGGACAUCAAGAAGAAAGAAAGCAAGAAACCAGAGCCCGAUAUUUAUUUGAGCUCCAAGACCUCAUCAUUUGAAGACAGGACUGCAUCAAGGAGAAAAGCGGAGCCUGGGAUGUUUCCCGUCUCUGAUGAUGCCCAGAAGAAAUUUGCUGGUGCAAAAGCCAUCUCCUCUGACAUGUAUUUUGGUAAACAAGAUGACGCUGAGUAUGAAGCGAGGACUCGACUGGAGCGUUUCUCCGACAGUUCAGCCAUUAGUUCAGCAGAUCUGUUUGACGAGCAGAAGAAACAGACAAGCAGUUCAUACAGCCUGAGCAACGUGCUGCCCAGUGCUCCAGAUAUGGCCCAGCUGAAGAUGGGAGUCCGCUCUGUGGCUGGCAAGCUGUCUGUCAUGGCCAGUGGAGUGGUUUCAACUAUACAGGAUCGCUACAGCACAUGAGCACAUUGAGUAUAGGGAACGAAUCAGAAGGACA
Molecule: messenger RNA, 1672 nt
Organism: Ictalurus furcatus (blue catfish)
Lineage: Eukaryota; Metazoa; Chordata; Actinopteri; Siluriformes; Ictaluridae
Gene: arfgap3
Product: ADP-ribosylation factor GTPase activating protein 3
Exons: 17
Coding region: 94-1638 (514 amino acids)
Biological process (GO): COPI coating of Golgi vesicle
Molecular function (GO): GTPase activator activity
Source: RefSeq, a predicted model, not a curated record